Solanum tuberosum (potato) is the source of this 1431-nucleotide messenger RNA. RefSeq lists its product as uncharacterized. The transcript has a single exon. NCBI's taxonomy places the organism in Eukaryota, Viridiplantae, Streptophyta, Magnoliopsida, Solanales, Solanaceae. The record is from RefSeq and is a predicted model, not a curated record. Bases 1 to 1431 code for a protein of 476 amino acids.
AUGAGUGUGAACGGCGAAAAUAGCUUCCAAAUAGGCCAUCCAAUGGGGUAUGCUUUUCAUCGAGACGAUAUUGAUAAUAUCAAUAGUGUGUACAACCCUGCCCAAGUGGGUGAGAUGGGUGCAAUUUGCAUGCCACAAGCAGACGGAAGUGCAACAUUUGAGGUUACUAGCACAACACUAUAUCUCAUACAUUCAAGAGGCUUAUAUGGAGGGUUGGAGCAUGAAGAUUCAUAUGAACAUAUACGAAGCUUCAUAGAAGUGUGGAUCCCUCUAUCAUUCAAAAAUCUAUCGCACAAAUGCAUACGGCUGUGCCUAUUUCCAUUAUCAUUAACAGUGGAGACCACUAAGUGGUUGGUCAAGCUUCCAAAGAACUCCAUCAAGUCAUGGGAAGAGUUGGUUACGGCUUUUUAUGAAAGAUUCUUCCCUCCAUCAAAGAUGAUGAAACUGAGAGACGACAUUCAAAACUUUAAUCAAAAGGAGGGCGAACCAAUUCACGAAUCAUGGACACGAUUUAAGAGAUUUUUGCAAAAAUGUCCAACGCAUGGACUGCCAAGUGAGUUAUUGCUUCAAUAUUUUUACCGUAGUCUAGAUUCAGUUAAUAAAGGGAUAGCUGAUCAGCAGGUGCAAGGAGGAAUAAUGUUACAAUCAUUUGAAGUAGCCUCAUUCCUCCUAGAUGGCAUGACUGGAGUAAAUCAAGCAUGGUACACAAAAGAUGAAAAAGUUUCCCCAGUAUGCUUCAGAUUAACACAAGAACAACUCGAUAAAGAAAGGGAGAGGGACGAAAACAUCAAAAAGAUGUUGUCUCAAAUGGAAGUGAUACAAGAGCACAUGAAGGGGACGUAUGGAGUAUUUCGAGUUGAGGAGGGUUCUUCUUCUGGUUACUUAAGACAUAGGGAGAAUCAAGGUUGGAACUCCAAAAGAGUUGAGGGGGGUUUUUCAUCCGGUUACUUAAGACUGGGGGAGAAUCAAGGUUGGAACUCUAUAAGAUAUAAGGAGGGUUUCCACCCACGCUAUCAACAGCGAGGCAGAAUUCAAGGUUGGAACCAUUAUAGGGGUGAAGAACCAAGGAGAUAUUGUCAUGAUUGGGCUGAGCAAGAUGAUCAUGAGGAAAACCAUACUCAAUUGAAUGAAAGCCCAAAAUCAAAAGGGAGUGCAAGUAGUCCUCGAGUAAAUGAUCUAUUGUCACACAUACUUGAUAAAGUUGAGGGCUCUGAUGAUUUGCUAAAAGGGAUGAGAGAUGACAUUUCAUCAUUAAACAGUAAAGUGAAUUCUCAUGCUGAUUCCAUCAGAACACUAGAAGGUCAAUUGAGUCUAUUAUCAGCUCAAUUAACAUCCAGGACACUGAUGGAAGAUAAUGAAAGGGGGUUGGCUGUAGUUACCCGUAGUGGAAAGAUGGCAAAAGGGAAUGUGAUGGAGGAUGAGGAUCCUUGA